Vigna unguiculata (cowpea) is the source of this 1358-nucleotide messenger RNA. RefSeq names its product protein trichome birefringence-like 34. Gene Ontology annotation, molecular function: O-acetyltransferase activity. NCBI's taxonomy places the organism in Eukaryota, Viridiplantae, Streptophyta, Magnoliopsida, Fabales, Fabaceae. Gene Ontology annotation, cellular component: Golgi apparatus. The record is from RefSeq and is a predicted model, not a curated record.
AUGAAAAUGGCAAAGACACACCAAAUAGUGGUUGAAGGGAGUUUAUGGGGAAUCAGAAACACCUUUUAUUCUUCUCUGGUCAUCUUAGCCGCCCUUAUAGUUGCCACUACCAUCUAUCUUAGAAAGGAUAGGGGACACUUGUUUAGAGAAAUAAGUGUUCCUAGUGAUUCUUCAACAUCACAAUGUAACUUGUUCUCUGGUAAGUGGGUUUUUGAUAAUGAAUCUUAUCCAUUAUACAAAGAGAAGCAGUGCAGCUUCAUGUCAGAAGAAGUGGCUUGUGAGACGUUUGGAAGGAAAGACCUUAGUUACCAGAAUUGGAGAUGGCAACCUCACCACUGUGAUCUUCCAAGGUUCAAUGCCACAGCAUUGCUUGAAAGACUAAGGAACAAGAGACUUGUGUUUGUGGGGGAUUCACUCAUCAGAGGCCAAUGGGUUUCCAUGGUUUGUCUUGUUGACUCUAUACUUCCCAAAACCCUCAAAUCCAUGCAUUCCACUGCUAAUGCUUCACUCAACAUUUUCAGGGCCAAAGAAUACAAUGCAAGUAUUGAGCACUAUUGGUCCCCAUUACUUGUAGAAUCAAACUCAGAUGACCCAGUAAACCAUAGGGUGGUAGAACGCACAGUGAGAGUGAAGGCAAUAGAAAAACAUGCGAAGUAUUGGACUGAUGCAGAUUUUCUGGUAUUCAACACAUAUCUGUGGUGGAGAAGGCCAGUCAUGAAUGUUCUGUGGGGGUCAUUUGGAGACCCAGAUGGUAUAUACAAAAAGGUUAAAAUGUUGAGAGUGUAUGAAAUGGCCCUUAGGACCUGGUCUGAUUGGUUGGAAGUGCAUGUGAAUCGUAACAAGACCCGGUUGUUUUUCGUUAGCAUGUCACCCAUUCAUAAAAGGGCUGAGGAAUGGGGAGAAGCUAAUGGUAACAAUUGUUACAACGAAACAGAUAUGAUUACAGAAGAGGGGUAUUGGGGGCAGGAUUCUGAUCUUAAAAUGAUGCAUGUGGUGGAGAAUGUGGUUGAUGAUUUGAAAGCAAGAGGUUUGAAUGUUGAAAUGCUUAACAUCACACAGCUCUCAGAAUACAGGAAAGAAGGACACCCAUCUAUCUACAGGAAGCAGUGGUAUCCUCUAACCAAAGAGCAAAUUGCAAACCCAAAAAGUUAUGCAGAUUGCAUACAUUGGUGCCUCCCUGGAGUUCCUGAUGUGUGGAAUGAACUCCUUUAUGCCUAUAUUUUCCAUCAAUAACAUAAAGCUACAGGAUAACACGUAUGUGUAGAAAAUUUAGUGAACUUAAAGUUAUGGUAAUUGUUGGAUUAAUAAAAAUCAAAUUUUGUGCACAAUUAUUGAUGACGCGAAAAUAAACCAAACUU